AUGGAUGCUUGGGAUAUCAACCAAGUAACUGCCUGGAUUUCUUCUUUGGGUUUGAAGCGUCAUGAGAAGAUAUUUAGAGAUAACAACAUCACUGGAGAUAUCUUGAUUCAUGCUGAUCAUGAUAUGCUCAAAGAACUGGAAAUCACUGCAGUGGGUCAGCGCAUUGCACUACUCAAGGCAAUCUAUAAUAUCAAAGUUCAAAACGGAAUCCCAUUCGAAGAAGAUGACUAUAUUCCUGAAACUGUUGCAUCUGCAAAUUCAAUUCUAACGGAUCAAGGACUUCCUAUCCUUAAUCAGCCAUUACCACCGAUUCAUAAUGAUAUUGCUCAUCUUGAAGUCACUGUCAGUGAGCAGGCUCUUACUAUCGAGCGUUUAAAUACAGAAGUGGCUUGUCUAUCUAUAGAGUUGCAAGCACUUAAAAACGAUCUCUGUCCAGUUUGGGCGUUGCUAUCUGAAUAUAGGAUGUUUCAACAAAAAACCGAUUCACGAUAUGAACAACAUAUGACAGAUCGAUCACCUGCUGUAACUGAUUUUAAACAAUCCAAGGCAUCUGUAGUAAAUUUGGAAACAAACAUGCCCAACAAUGGUGCACUCUGUUCUAUCACUACUGGUAAAAUGUCGUCAUUAAAUCCUGUUGUUCACAGUCCUAUAUCAGUAUCUGUAAUGGGAAAUGAGCUAUUUGAUGACGCCAAUAUGCUAAAACACUCUUCAGUUUCCAUAACCACGACACAUGAACAGGCAAGUCAUAUGUAUUGUUUUACUAAAGAGUCUGAUGGCAGCACCAUUAAAAUAUAUGGACAUUACCUUUUUAAUCGUGAUUUGGAAGCAUACAAGAGUUUUUGUGUGCAGUACACGGAUGACUGUGCAAAACUUAUUCCAGACGUUCUACUCAAAUAUAAGGUGCAGGAAGAUUGGAAACUGUAUGCUUUAUUUAUUCAGUUUCGCGGAAAAGAGCGCUGUCUCAGUUACAAUGAAUGUCCUUUGCAAUUAAUUCAUCAAAUGCAAGACAACAACGAUAUUCCCGAGUUUUUUAUCCGGCAUAUCAAAAAAGUCAAGCCUCCAACUUCUCGUCCUCGUAGUAUAGAUCUGAAUACGAUUUCUCCUAAAUUGUACAUUGGAGCUCGAUCUGAAAAUAUGGACGCGCUUGGUCUUGUUCGCACUACCGAUUUAUCUGUCAAUAAUAAGCGACUUCCGAUUGGCUAUGCGAUCAACGAGUACACUGCGUCAACAAAUGAUGAGUUUGAUGUAAAGAUUGGUGAAACUUUUCAAAUCAUUACCAAAGAGCAUGAGUGGACUGUAGGAGAAAGAGACGGCAAACGAGGAUGGAUUCCAUCAGACUGUUUAUUUAUUAUAUCAGGCUCUUCAUACAAUUCAGGUGAUGCUGCAAUGCUAAACCAACACGGAGUUGCAUUGUAUGACUAUGAAAAGACUUCUCUUAAUGAGCUGUCUAUUUCGCAGGGUGAUGUGUUGAACGCCAUUUGUGCAUACCAACACUGGCUGCUUGUAGAAUUUCAUGAUAAGCAAGGAUGGGUGCCCAUAUGCUAUAUUUCUGCAUUUGAUAAAGCAGUUGCAAUCCUCACACGAAAAAACCCAAAGGUAUUCAAUUCAUUACAUUCUACUCCCUUGUUAUCUGGAUCUCGUGUUCAGAGCGAACCGCUUACAACCCAUUCUCAGUCUGUUGGAAAGCAUUUAUCACAAACCGGUGCAGUAAAAUAUACUAUUUCAGAGCCGACACUAUCUAUUCCGGAACAUACAAUGAGUACCCCCAAGAGUGCACCACCAAAAACCAUCAAUACAAAGAUCACGGUCAAUUCUACAUCCACCAAGGAUGAAUCACUUGCUCAGGGAAGAAGCUUGUCCGCAUGUGAAGGUGUUACUACCAAUAGGAAUAGUGGUCUGAGUGCCAGAAUUCAUGGUGGAGCGAGAACAGCAGAUAUGCGAGUGACUCCACCACGACUUAAUGUCAUGAACACAUCUGCUCUGUCAAAAUUAACAUCUUUACUAGACACCAUCAAUCCAUUUUUGGAUGAUUUUGGUGCAAAUGCCAACUUUAGCGACCCCAAGUUUGCUUCUGUUGAUUCGGUGAAUUUGGCCAUUUUACCAUCACUCGAACCAUUUUCAGAGGAUGAACAGACUUUUUCGAGUGUUUCUGGUAAACAAAAUGGUACGAUGGAAUCAACACACCGGCAGGCAUCACUGGAAGAGUUGACUAGUCUGAGUCAAUCAUUAAGUACAGCAAGCAAUAUGAUUUUAAAGUAUCAUUGUGAAGCAAGUACCAGUGCAAUGCAAUACCUUUCAAGCCAAGUGAAUUUGGACCGAUUCAAGGCAGCAGAAGAAAUGUUAUCUGUACUAGGAGAGAAACUAGGGAUACACGGAACACAUACCAUGUCAGCAGCUGCAUAUGCCUGUAUUAUCAUAAAACUGGAUGAUCUUGACAAAAAUAUCCAUCAAAGACUAUUGGAUCUUCAAGCCUAUUUGCUUUCAAAUAAUGAUUUGACACACCCAGACUCUCAAGAUUCCGAAACACGACAGAGCGAUUCAAUGGUACACAUUAAAAUGAUACAAGAAACGAUUGAUUUUACUCAUAGCACUCUGACCAGCAUUGUCGAGUUAUUGUUGGAAGAUGCGCGUAUUUAUCAGCGAAUUGCGCAAUCGACGAGCAUGCAAGACAAUGUUAAUCGAUCUGCCUUGGUUGUGACGGAUAAAGUGGGGACUGGUUCAUCUGAAUUUCCAGAUAUUGAAUAUCCUGUUCCAACAUCACAAACACAUGUCAAUGCGAAGCCAUCACUUGUAGAGUUGCGAUGCAAACCAUCGAGCGAUAUCAUGUCGAUUGCCAAACCAACGGAAUGUUUUACUCAUUCAUCAACCGAUUCACAAGAAGCGAAUCCACCCAUGUAUAUAGCACGUAAAUCAAUGAUGAACGAAAGGGAAGGGAAGUUAGCAUCAGGUGUAUCUACAUCUCAAGGGAUUAAACGAGCAGUUCAAUCGAAUAUAGAUCUAGGGGAUGUAAUAACACCAGAAGUUGUUUCAACAAGUGUAGGAGGAGUAGAUAUGGAUGGGAAUGCAAGUCAAUCUAGCACACCAAGAAUGGAGAAACGAUUUCAAGGAUCCAACAUGACAGAUACAAAUGUAGUAGACCUUUUAGGUGAAGGAUUACCUUAUAGCAUUGUAUUACAGCGCAAGGAUCUAGAUCAAAACAAUCUUGAGAAAUAUCUUUGCAACGAAGACUGUAUAAAAUAUCUUGGAUUUGCCAAGGCAGAUUUAGCGAAACUUCCAAGUUGGAAACUUGAUCAUUUAAAAAGAAGAGCCAAAAUGAUUACAUGAACAAAAUAAAAAUGAAAAUCAAGUUU
This is a messenger RNA of Batrachochytrium dendrobatidis JAM81, 3350 nucleotides long. RefSeq lists its product as uncharacterized. Gene Ontology annotation, biological process: cytoskeleton organization; signal transduction. Bases 1 to 3324 code for a protein of 1107 amino acids. Gene Ontology annotation, molecular function: actin binding. The transcript has 13 exons. Lineage: Eukaryota; Fungi; Chytridiomycota; Chytridiomycetes; Rhizophydiales. The record is from RefSeq and is a predicted model, not a curated record.